AAAACCACUUUUAAAUUACAUUUAAUUAAAUGAAUUACGUAAUCAUUAUGACUGACUUUAUGUGAAGUUAAAGUCCCAGUUUCUAGAACUAUGCAAAAAUUUUGACCUUUUGACAUGAUUGCAAGUGAAUGAAAAUGGAAUUUUAAUGUUUUCAUUAUUUUUUAAGUGCAAUAUUUGAUGUUUAUCGAAGAAUACGUAAAUUAAACAAAAUAAUGCCAGAAGUUUAUAGCCCAUUCGUGUAUUGGUCCCAAUCGGAAGGGAAUAUUACCCUUAAAGUUGAUUUAAAAGACGUAAAGGAUCCAAAUAUUAGUUUGGAGCCAAAACGACUACAAUUUGCAGCUCGUGGACAUGGCGCUAGAGGGGCGCAUAAUUAUGAAUUUUCACUUGAUUUUCAUUCCGAAGUUAACCCGGAGGAAAGUACGUACAAAGUUAUAGAUAGUAAAGUAGAUUUUGCCAUAAAAAAAUCAAAACUUGGGUGGUGGCCCCGUUUAACGGGACGGCCGCAAAAACCGGCUUGGUUAAAAAUUGAUUUUGAUCGCUGGCAAACAGAAAAUGAUGACAUUAACGAUGAUGAAGUACGCGAUGUACGUCAAGAUUAUCCAGAAAUGUUUGAUAAAGUACAAAAAGACGAAUUAGGAUACCGUAAAGAGGAUAUGAAAAAAGUUUAUCUAAUUUUUUACAAUUUAUGCCAAUUUAUUGGAUUCGCAUAUAUAUUUACUGUAAUGGCGAUACGAUAUUUUCGAGAUGGUCCGGAUUCAAUGCCGGGCACAUAUGCGGCUGUGGGUAAUGCAAUUAAAUUUGUACAGUUAAUACAAUUUUUAGAGGUGAUGCACCCAAUGUUUGGAUAUACAAAAGGUAGUCCGUUUCCAGCAUUUUUACAAACUGGUGGCAGAGCUGUGAUAUUAUUUUGUAUGAUCGAAGCGGAACCUCGAAUGCAAGAGAAACCAGUGAUAUUUUAUUUAUUUUUUGUAUGGACACUUAUUGAAUUAGUCAGAUAUCCAUAUUACAUAAGUCAAUUAUACAACAAAGAUAUUGGAUUCUUAACAUGGUUACGAUACACCAUAUGGAUACCAUUAUAUCCAUUAGGUAUUGUGUGUGAAGGUGUCAUUAUAUUACGUAAUAUACCAUAUUUUGAGGAAACACAAAAAUUUACAGUUUCCCUUCCAAAUACAUAUAAUUUUGCAUUUCAUUUUCCAACUGUGAUGCGACUAUAUUUGCUAAUUUUCAUAAUACCCGUUAUGUAUGCAUUAAUGUCACAUAUGUAUAAAGCGCGUGUAAAAAAAUUGGGUCCGAAGAGUUGGCAAAAGAAAUUUGCAUGAGUUUUAUAUUUUUAAAAUAGACCUUUUGUGGAAAUUAAUUUGUGUAUCUUUUAUGCCUUAAUUUACGGAGAUAAUGACUUCAAUAAAUGGUAAUUUUUCAACCUUAAAAUUUCAGCGAAUAAUUUUGAACUUUAAUAUUUAAUAUAAAACAAUCAAGUUUCGAUGGAAGUCUUUGUCUCUGUGAAUGGGGAAAUAGUUAAAAUAUAAUUAGAAGUAGCCAUUUCUCGGAUAUCCUGGCAGAGACUUCUAAGACAAGUGUUGUUGGCUGCUUCAAGUAAUAUAUUAACUAGUUCAAUAAUCCUAAUUUGGAGAUUACUAUAUAAUUCGAAAAAUUCAUAUACAGAUUGUAAUCAAAACCAAAUGGUUGCAGCAGAAAUCGAAAGUUGAGUAUGUUUUUAAAAUCGAUUUCUGUUCAAUGCUUAUGCGACCUUCAGAGUUAUUUAAAAUAAGAAAUAGAAGAUAACUGUAAAUUGAAAAGUUGUUCGUUAUAAGAAAAAAGUAUUUUGUUGGACAAACUUUUUCGUAAAUAAAGAGCCAGCAGAUUUUUUAUCAUUCAUUGCAUUCUGAUAAGCAAUUUGAAUAUGUCAAAAAUCAUCCAAAAUAGGAUUAAUACAUAAUUGUAUUUUUCAAACUUGUUUUCAAAACAUACCAGAAUUUUUGCUUCUAUAAAUCCAUCCUAUUGCCUUCUAUUUUUAAGUGUAAUUCUGAACAGUGAAAGGUCUAUUUACUUAUCCCUUGAAAAUUGUA
Molecule: messenger RNA, 2066 nt
Organism: Chrysoperla carnea
Lineage: Eukaryota; Metazoa; Arthropoda; Insecta; Neuroptera; Chrysopidae
Gene: Hacd2
Product: very-long-chain (3R)-3-hydroxyacyl-CoA dehydratase
Exons: 5
Coding region: 213-1319 (368 amino acids)
Biological process (GO): very long-chain fatty acid biosynthetic process; fatty acid elongation; sphingolipid biosynthetic process
Cellular component (GO): endoplasmic reticulum membrane
Molecular function (GO): 3-hydroxyacyl-CoA dehydratase activity
Source: RefSeq, a predicted model, not a curated record